UUUCUGUGUAUCUUCCUCUAUGUUUAUUGUAAAUAGCAAGAGUUAUUGCGUAUCUUCUCUGCAUUGCUCUUCUCCGUGUCAAACUCUAGUAUCACACUUGCCUAUGUUGUUGCUGUCCUGGUUUGUUUUGCUCAACCAUCGACAAGGUUAACUCGAGAAACUGUUUACUUUGUAAAUGAAAAAUCACUUGGAUACUCAUUAAUAUCCCCGGGUCCUUUAAAAUUUUGUCUUUCUGUCACACACGAUGAAUAUAACAUUGGUUGAUUUUCGGUUCUCCCGAAAAUAUAUAUAUAUAUAAAAAAAAAAAGUAUUUGUUCUGAAAUUAGUGAUCAGUAACUAACAGAACCUCAAGUCGAUCGCCAGUAAACAAUGUCAGAAAUCAAUAACAACAUCACACAACCGCCUGUUGGUCUCAUCAAUGAGAAGAACGACAAUAGCAGCCUUGGCGGCGGCGGCGUGUCGGCAGCGACAGCUAGCACUAUCAUUGGUAACUCUACAACUGCAACUGAAACAGUUGCAACCACUACAACAAUUACCACUACCACUACUAUUACUUCUACCACGAACAACAACAACAACACCAACAACAACACUAACUCUAACACCAACAGCAACACUAGUAAUAGCAACAACCACAGUACCAUAGAAAAUAUACAGAAUGAUUUCAGCAGCAACUCCGAUCUUGGAUUACACAAUGCUUUCGAACUGUUGGAGCUCGACUCUAAAACCUGGAAACAGACUGAAGAAAAAUCCUGUGAUCGACUUCGGUCUCCAGCCCAAUGUCAGCAAGAAGGAAACAAACUUAAUUCUGACAUUCUCACCAGGAAUUCUAUUGCAACGAGACCUAACGUAAGCUCUACAGAACUGAUGACUGGAUGUAUAUCUUCACUUCAGAAGCUGAAGCUUAUUUGUCCGGAAUGCCAAAAGGCAGAAUGUUGCAAAGUAUAUUUGAGAAAGAAACUGUCCUCCUCCAUGCUGGAUAAAUUUAACUUGGCCCGGUCCUUAUCCAGUUGUAGAGGCGUCAUAAAAGAGGCUCGGUUUCGACCUCAUCCCUCUGACAGUUCCGAAAGGAGUGUAUUGCGUGCUUCACGUUUAAAGUUUCUUUCACAGUUCAAUGCAAAUAAACGUGCUAAGCAUGGUGUGUGUAAAAACAAAUCUUCAAAACUAGAAGUCGGUGCAGUAUUUGGCCGUUGCUCUGAGAGAUCAUCUACCAAUUUUGCAUCUUUGGCUCAAAACACCCCUGAAACUUUCAAAAUUCCUGUCUUGACGAACGAUACCACAGCCCCUCAGUUUUUAGCUUAUCAGCACAACUUAUCGCGUGAAAUGCUUCCUUGUCCCUCUAUGAACAGCCAAUCUCCAUUUGAAAUGCGACUGUCGUCUCUGGCAGUAAAUUCCAUUUCUCCCCUUUCUAUAGAAAAGACUUGUUCUUUACAAGCCAGACUUGAUGAUAUGAGUGUCAAUGAACUUGCUUGUUACUUUGAAGAAUUUGUUCAUAUCCCUAAAAAAAUGAGUGAAAUGGCUGAAAUGAUGUACAGGUAACAAUGAGGACGAUGAGAUGACAUGAAUAUCAUCCUCAUUAUUAUUAUUAUUACUAAUUAUUAUUAUUUUUAUUAUUAUUCAUUAUUAUUUUUCUGUUAUUUUCUUAAAAAAAAUCUGAAAUGUUUUAUUAAAAUUAUAAAUAAAAGGUUAUUUAAUUGUUCCCAUUGAGUUAUAAUCA
Molecule: messenger RNA, 1717 nt
Organism: Octopus sinensis (East Asian common octopus)
Lineage: Eukaryota; Metazoa; Mollusca; Cephalopoda; Octopoda; Octopodidae
Product: dual specificity protein kinase splB
Exons: 3
Coding region: 370-1539 (389 amino acids)
Biological process (GO): cellular response to hydrogen peroxide
Source: RefSeq, a predicted model, not a curated record